Molecule: messenger RNA, 1171 nt
Organism: Olea europaea var. sylvestris
Lineage: Eukaryota; Viridiplantae; Streptophyta; Magnoliopsida; Lamiales; Oleaceae
Exons: 1
Coding region: 197-1171 (324 amino acids)
Source: RefSeq, a predicted model, not a curated record
UAAAGGUUUCCAGUCUAGAAUCUAUCCUGAUCAUGUAUGCAAGCUGAAAAAGGCCUUGUAUGGUUUGAAAUAGGCGCCAAGAGCUUGGUACAGCAAAAUAGAUGGUUAUCUAUGCGCUAAAGGAUUCAGGAGGAGUGAAAAUGAACAUACUCUUUAUGUGAAGAGUGAUGAAAAUUCUGAUAUCUUGAUUCUAUCCAUGUAUGUGGAUGAUUUACUCAUCACAGGAAACAGUAAAAAGCAAAUUGAUUUGUUUGCUGAUAAAUUGAAGGAAGAAUUUGAGAUGACAAAUCUUGGAGAGAUGAAGUAUUUUUUGGGCAUUGAGGUUGAGCAAACAGAAAAUGGUAUUUUCAUUUCACAAAAGAAAUAUGCAAGUGAUAUCUUGAAGAGGUUCAAGAUGCAGCAGUGUAAACCAGUUGAUACACCAGUUGCGUUGAACACAAAAUUAUCCAAAGAAGAUGGAGACCAGCCAAUCAAUGAGAAGGAAUAUAGGAGUCUUGUUGGAAGUUUACUGUACUUGACAGCAACAAGACCAGAUUUGAUGUUUGCGGCAAGCUUACUUUCUAGAUUCAUGAGUAAGCCAUCACAAACACAUUUUGGAGUUGCCAAAAGGGUCCUUAGGUAUAUCAAAGGAACAAUAAAUCAUGGCAUCUAUUUUGCUGGAGGAGUUGGCUCAAAUUUGAUUGGAUAUUCAGAUAGUGAUUGGGCAGGUUCCGUGGAUGAUAUGAAGAGCACGAGUGGUUAUCUAUUUACACUUGGUUCGGGACCAUUCUGUUGGAAUUCAAAGAAGCAAGAAGUAGUGGCACAAUCCACAGCAGAAGCUGAAUAUAUUGCAUCAUCAUCAGCUGUAAAUCAUGCCGUUUGGUUGAGGAAAAUUCUUAAUGAUCUUGCGAAAAGUCAAGAUGAUCCUACAACUAUCAUGGUGGAUAAUCAAUCAGCCAUUGCUGUUGCAAAGAAUGCAGUUGAUCAUGGAAGAACCAAGCCUAUUAAAGUGAAGUUCCAUGCUAUCAGACAAGCUGAGAAAGAAGGAGAAGUUCAUCUCCAAUAUUGUCCAGGUGAAUCUCAAAUUGCAGAUAUGUUCACUAAAGCAUUGCCCAAAUCCAGGUUUGAAGACUUAAGAUUGAAGAUUGGAGUUUUACCCAAAAGCUUCAAGGAGGAGAAUGUUGAUUAUUGA